Colletotrichum lupini is the source of this 231-nucleotide messenger RNA. RefSeq lists its product as uncharacterized. NCBI's taxonomy places the organism in Eukaryota, Fungi, Ascomycota, Sordariomycetes, Glomerellales, Glomerellaceae. The record is from RefSeq and is a predicted model, not a curated record. Bases 1 to 231 code for a protein of 76 amino acids. The transcript is spliced from 2 exons.
AUGUCCCUGAAGCCGAGAGUUGCUGAGUUCGUCCUCGAUGGUACGCAAGGAGCAACGUUUUCCUGCCCUGUUGAGAUGGCCUAUGGGAGAUCUCAGGACUCAAACCCGGUGACCUCGUCUCUUCUUCAGUGUCAAGCAAACAUCCAUCAGUCUGACUUUUUCUUCCCGGAGAAAGACUCACCGUUGAAACCCAAAAACCCGGGUACCGACAUCUUCGUGGAACCGUCGUGA